AUGGUGAUCGCCGCGCAGAACUCGAAGACGUCCAAGGAUGCGCGUCUUCAGCAGAGCUACGUGGCGCGACACCUCGAAGCGGAGUUGUGCGCCGUCGGCGAGACUGGCCUGUGGCUGUACUUCAUCCUCGACCAGAUCCGCCAGCUUCACGGCGUCGACCUCAUCCCGCCGGUGGACACCAGCGCGCACGAGCGUUGGUACAAGAAGCACCUGUUCUUCGCCCGCAACGAGGAGGAGCAAAUGGAACUCCCUGCUGCCAGCCACCAGCGAUGGACGAGGCAGAUGUGGAAGACGAACGGUGUGUUCUGCAAGCGGAAUGUCCACGCCGCUCGAGCAGGCGGGGCGCAGGAGCUGGCCAUCGAUGGUACGUCUCGCGCCGAGAUAGCCAAGCUGGGUCACUGGGCGAUCAACAAGAUGACUCGAGCUUACAUCACCGCCAUUCCCGUUGGCGUGGUGAUGAAGAAGGCCGGCUAUUCGGGUGCCAAACAGGACUACUUCUUGGGUCGCUGGAGGGUGGAACCCGGCGACGAACUCUUGGCGCUCAUCGCCGAGCACAUCUUCCCGGGCAUUGACGACCUGGUUAAGAAGGAGAUAUCUGUCCGCUUGGACGCCGAACACGCUGUCAUGUCGCUCACCGAGACACUUAAGUACGAGAGGGAAAGGUUGGCGGUCCAGAAGAUAGACCUCGAAGAGGAUAUCGAGAAGCGCGACGCGAUCAUCGCGACGCUGACGGCAGAGAUAACCCGCCUCACCGAGGCACUACGCGUCUCAGAAGCAAGGAGGAUGCCAGAGGCGCCGCCAGCUGCGAACGAGCAGUCACCGAGGGACAGUGGCUCCGAGUACUCGGCAAGCACGGGUUCUGGAGCCAAGAAACCCCCGAAACCCCCACAGACGGUCGAAGAGGCUAGUUACGAGCUCAACGUGGUGCAGCCUUGGCGGGAUGCAACGACCGUGAGGGAUGCAUGGCACCUCUGGACCUCUUGCACCAGCGCCGACACCCGUCGUCUAUGCGACAGGUUUGCAGAGCCGGGGUUCGUCGACCGCCACACCCUCCUCAAAAGCGCGACGCAGGGAGCACUCGAGAAGAGGGUGCGCCGCAUGAUGAAGGUCAUUGAUGCAGUGCGCCAUCUUCGCUGGAGCCACGGCGAGGCCGACACAGAAGCCGUCGUCGCAGCACUUAACAAGAUAGCGGCGCCUGGCAUUGGGACCUUCUUGGAUACCCUCACGGUGCUCAACGCUGACGCCGUAGCGAUGUACUCCCAGCCGGGUAAGGGCGUCAAGGGGCUCGGCAAGAGGGAAGUUUCCAAGCUUCGUGUCGCCUGUGCGUUCCUGGCUCGCGGGCUGAAGCUGGAACAGUGGGUCGUCGACCUGUUCCCGGACACCUCGAAGGAGCAGAUGAAGAUGAUGUUGGCCGACAUGGCCCGGGAGGACGCUGUGCAGCUGCCUCUGACCAAGACGUCGACCAAGCGCAAGAAGACCGCGUAA
Messenger RNA from Closterium sp. NIES-65, 1485 nucleotides. Lineage: Eukaryota; Viridiplantae; Streptophyta; Zygnematophyceae; Desmidiales; Closteriaceae. The record is from the annotation of a GenBank genome assembly.